GAAUGUUUUCAACAUUCACUCGAGACAAUUAACCGCCACGUUAGAAGAGUUGCUGAGGCACUUGUCAGUUGGCGCCAACAUAUGUAUAUCCAAAAAAUAUGACCGGUGUACAUGCAAAAAUUCGACACAACAACCGCUUUUGGCCUUGGUUUAAGGAUUGUAUUGGUGCAAUUGAUGGAACAUAUAUACAAGGGGAAGUCCCAAGAAAUAAGCAACAAACAUAUCGUAAUCGUAAAGGAAUUACUUCACAAAAUGUAUUAUGUGCAUGCGAUUUUGACAUGAGGUUCACCUUUAUUGCAGCAGGCUGGGAGGGUACUGCCCAUGAUAGUAAAGUACUUGAGAAUGCAAUUCUUGACUCAUCGGCCAAUUUUCCAUUUCCACCACGUGAAAAAUAUUACGUUGUUGAUGCUGGUCUUCGGAACACAAGAGGAUUUCUAGCUCCAUACAAAGGAAUGCGCUAUCAUUUACAGGACUACCGAGGAAGUGAAAGAGAGCCUAAGAAUGGAAAAGAGCUAUUUAACUAUAGACAUGCCUCUCUACGCAAUGUAAUUGAAAGAACUUUUGGUGCGUGGAAAAGUAGAUUCAGAAUACUACGACAAGGCAUGAACAACUAUGAAUGUGACAUGCAAGUGAAAAUAGUAGUUGCUUGCGCUGUAUUACAUAAUUUUUUACGUGAACACCAAAGCAAUGAUGGAAUAUUCAGUGAAUAUGAAAGUGAUGAUAUGGUUGUUGAUGAAAAUGACGAACAAUCGGCUCAGAGUAACAACAUCGCUUCAUCUUCUCGAUCAUCUGAUUUGCAAAAGCAAGCUCAUCGAGAAGAGAUUGUUCAUAGAAUGUGGGAAGAUUAUAUUAAAGAAUAGUUUGAACUCUUCCAGAAGAGAAGGCAGAGGCGCUUCAGUGAUUGCAAUAUUUAUUUCCUUCUGUUUUCUUCUUCUUUUUCAAAUUCAUAUUAGUUGUAUUUUCAUUAUCAUGAUUUGUACUAGUCUUUUUUAACGAUGCGACUAUUUACUGUAAUGAUGCUUUUUGAUUUGUUGCGGAAGUCAUGAAUCUUGUUACGCGACAUUUCUAUUUUGCUAUGUAAUACACAUUUAUGGUUAGUUUUGAUAGUUUUAAAAACUUAUGGGCAUAAGUCAUAUUUCUUAAAAAAUUGAAAUAUAUUUCCCAAAUACUAUGGCCAAACACAUGGUGAAAUUUCACCCAAAUCUUCACCCAAAUAAUAUUUGCCAAAUAUAUUUGGAAAUCUAUGGCCAAACGCUAG
Solanum stenotomum is the source of this 1258-nucleotide messenger RNA. RefSeq lists its product as uncharacterized. The transcript is spliced from 3 exons. Bases 99 to 860 code for a protein of 253 amino acids. The record is from RefSeq and is a predicted model, not a curated record. NCBI's taxonomy places the organism in Eukaryota, Viridiplantae, Streptophyta, Magnoliopsida, Solanales, Solanaceae.